CAACAAUGCCAAGUACUCGUCGUUCUUGUUUAUGCGGAGAAUGAUUCCCCACUCCCAAGAAAUGUUCCUUACCUGCUCAGUGGCGGCACCGUAGUUGUCUGGAUGCCAAUCCCCCUAUCGUAAGGGGACCCUGUCUCCCCUUUCCAAGCACCGGGUGGGGACCGUCAGUCGUCCCUUGCAGUCGGUAGGUAAUAACGGCAGGAUCUUCCAAAAAUGAAAUCGUAUGAGCAGAGAGGGGUUCCCAAAGUACGGGUAUGGUUGGGCGGGGAGCCUCGAAAACAUGUAUUUAUAUUCAUGAAAAGUUAUGCCGACUCACGGCAUCGGAUGCCCAUUUAUACCGUAACCUCUACAGCCAUGGUUUCUUUUUUCCCUACAAAUUGACAGACGUGAUCAACGAGCCAACAUCGAAUCCAACUCAUGCGACCCUGCGAACAAGCACCCAGCCGCCCGGUCGGUAGUUGCCGCAAAGCCAACGAACAUACCGUAGCGAUUCUUCCCCCGCCCUCUGAACCGUACCGGUAUGCUGGACCCCUGGAUAAACACCACUAGACCCUCACCUUCCCCGCCGAACAGCAACACAUCUAUCCUCAGUCCAGAUGAGUUCAUCCCAGUCAGAGCCGCAUCCGUCCGACGCAGAACUAGCCGAAGCAGCAGCGUUCCGAGUCUUUGACAAGGAUGGAACCUCCCGCGCCUUUUCGAGUUUGUAUGAGGGCGAGGGGACGACAAUGAUUGUGUUCAUCAGAAACUUUUUCUGCGGGAAUUGCCAAGAGUUGAUAUCCCGUUGACCUCCUUUUGUCCCGAGUUAUCUACAGUAUUGGUGACCUGGGAAUAGGUAUCUUCGAGCUCUAUCAAAUCCGCCUAUGAUCCCCCCCGAUGCUCCUGGGAAGAGAUUGCUUAUCGUUGGGCAUGGGGAUCCUGCUGUGAUCAGCACUUACACCGCGGAAACCGGGUGCGUGUUCCCCAUUUAUACGGAGCCUACCAGAAGACUAUACACUCUCUUUGGCAUGGUAAGGAAUUUGAAGCCAGGAGAGAAACCGGAGUAUAUUCAGCAGAGCACGAUUAGCGCUAUAGCCACCAGCUUUGUCUCGGCUCUCAAGUGGGGGGGCAGGAAGGGCGGAGAUUACCAACAGGUAUGAUAUGGCGUACCACUUUGUUGAAGAGCGGUAUAUUCUGAUUUGAGCCGCUGUUCAGAACGGCGGAGAAUGGAUGUGGGAGAACGGGAAGCUGGUUUGGUGCCAUAGGAUGAAGAAUACCAGAGAUCAUUUGGAAGUAAAGGAUUUGAAGCAGGUCUUGGGGUUGUGAAGGUCUAUGUUUGAUAUCAAUAGAUAGCCUACGAUAAUGAGCAAUGUGUUGACGAU
Molecule: messenger RNA, 1358 nt
Organism: Tuber aestivum (summer truffle)
Lineage: Eukaryota; Fungi; Ascomycota; Pezizomycetes; Pezizales; Tuberaceae
Source: the annotation of a GenBank genome assembly